AUGCAGGCUACUCCGAAAAAGGCGAACUUCCCGGGCUUUCGGCGAACACCCAAGAGAACAAUGUCUGACGACGGAGCCCCACCGGAGCCCGUGCUUGAAGUUCCUCCUCCAACAGAAAUUAAGAUACUUGAGACUGCUGAAGAUAUUCAGCAUCGACGUCAAGAAGUCCUCGGUCAUUAUUCGCAGUUCAAAGAGCAUGCGAAGAAUAAGAGGGAUCGUCUAGAGGAAGCCCGUCAGUACCAGUAUUUCAAGCGUGAUGCCGAUGAACUUGAGAUUUGGAUUCUUGAGAAAUUGCAAACUGCCCAAGAAGAAUCAUUCAAGGAUCCGACGAACCUUCAGGCAAAGAUCCAAAAACAUGAAGCGUUCGAAGCAGAGGUUCAGGCGCAUGCAAAAACCAUCAGCAACCUCGAUAAGACCUGGAAAUGGAAUGAUCCAGCAUGGUCACUUUGCAAGCGAAGUGAUCAAGAAACGACUCGAGGAACUUCACGCUUAUGGGACAAAUUGUUCUUCAAACUAAAGGACAAGGGUAUUAAGCUCCAACAAGCACUGAAAUUACUUCAAUUUAUUCGACAAUGUGACGAAUUGCUUUACUGGAUUAGAGACAAGGAGGCUUAUGUGACUGCCGAAGAUAUGGGUAUGGAUCUGGAGCACGUAGAAGUGCUUCAGAGAAAGUUCGAAGAUUUUCUCAAAGAACUAGGAAAUCAUCAUUAUCGUAUUAAUGAGAUUAAUCAAGCUGCUGAUAAGCUUGUAGAAGACGGACAUACCGAACAUGACCAAAUUUAUAAGAAACGUGAUGAGGUCAAUGAAGCGUGGCAUCGCCUGAACACUCUUGCUGCCACUAGGAAGGAAUGUCUCUUUGGAGCCCAUCAAGUGCAACGCUUCAAUCGCGAUGCUGAUGAGACUCUGGCUUGGAUCGCGGAGAAGGACGCUACUCUGUCGAGUGAUGAUUAUGGCCGUGACCUGAACAACGUUCAAGCCCUGCAACGAAAGCAUGAGGGCACAGAAAGAGAUCUGGCCGCUCUUGAAGGAAAGAUGCAGCAACUGGAGAAGGAAUCUGCCAGGCUCUCCGAAACGCAUCCUGAUCGUGCUGAUGCUAUCGAUGCCAAGAUGCGCGAAGCUAAAGGUCAAUGGAACGCUUUGAAGAGAAAAGCUCAGGCUCGUAAAGAGGGUCUUGAUCGUAGCCUACAGUUGCACCGUUUCCUUGCUGAUUACAGAGAUCUGUGCUCUUGGAUCAACGACAUGAAGGCUGUCAUCUCGGCUGAUGAGCUUGCCAAGGAUGUUGCUGGUGCUGAAGCCUUGUUGGAGAGCCACCAAGAGCAUAAGGGAGAAAUUGACGCUCGUGAAGACAGCUUCAACCAGACGGCUGUUUCCGGUCAAGGUCUUCUCGAUAUGGGAAUCCCGGAAAGUGAUGAGGUUCGUCAAAAGCUGGAACACCUAGCUCAUGAGAAGGCUGCCCUACUUGCCCUCUGGGAGGAGCGUCGCAUUCUGUACGAGCAGUGCAUGGAUCUCCAGUUGUUCUAUCGUGAUACCGAACAGGCUGAGACGUGGAUGAACAAGCAGGAAGCUUUCCUAGCCAACCAAGAUCUUGGCGACUCGCUGGAUGCCGUUGAGUCACUUAUUAAGAAGCAUCAAGACUUCGAAAAGUCUCUGGCUGCUCAGGAAGAGAAGAUCAAUGCGCUUGAUGAGUUUGCCACAAAGCUCAUUCAGGGUCAGCAUGACUAUGGCAGUAUGAGUGUCCAGCGAGACGUCAUGCCCUUCUGA
This is a messenger RNA of Ostertagia ostertagi, 1761 nucleotides long. The record is from the annotation of a GenBank genome assembly. NCBI's taxonomy places the organism in Eukaryota, Metazoa, Nematoda, Chromadorea, Rhabditida, Trichostrongylidae.